Molecule: messenger RNA, 1207 nt
Organism: Aplysia californica (California sea hare)
Lineage: Eukaryota; Metazoa; Mollusca; Gastropoda; Aplysiida; Aplysiidae
Product: deoxyribose-phosphate aldolase
Exons: 8
Coding region: 117-1079 (320 amino acids)
Biological process (GO): carbohydrate catabolic process; deoxyribonucleotide catabolic process
Cellular component (GO): cytoplasm
Molecular function (GO): deoxyribose-phosphate aldolase activity
Source: RefSeq, a predicted model, not a curated record
AGAAUUAUCUCCCUUGCCUUGGAUUAUUGCAAAGCGACGAAAAGCGAAAGCAGAGAGCUUGCAAGUUGUGAGCACACAAGGCUGUUAAGUGUAUUAUUUAGCAAUCAGCCAACGCGAUGGCUGAACAUGGAAACCUAGGCUGCGAAUAUGAUGAGUCCUUUUUCAAAGAUGUGAGAAUCAAUUUGCCAGCUGUCAAGAGAAGAGCAGCUGAGCUGGGGAGUAGGAGGACUGUCAAGAAACACUGGCAGGCUGACUGGCAGUUGCGUGCUGUGACUUGUAUCGACCUUACAACCUUGGCUGGAGACGACACACCAUCCAACGUCUCUAGGCUUUGUUUCAAAGCCGCACAUCCUGUCAGCACCGAUGUCUUGAAGAUGCUUCAGGUUGACCAUAAAGAAAUCACAACCGGUGCUGUGUGCGUAUACCCCAACCAAGUGACAGCAGCGAAAGAAUCGCUCAAGAUGGUGGGAAAACCUUCAAUUCCUGUUGCUUCAGUUGCCACUGGAUUUCCCUGUGGACAGACUGCGCUUGCUCCUCGGCUUGAAGAAAUCAAAUAUGCUGUGAAUGAUGGAGCCACAGAAAUAGAUAUUGUCAUCAACAGGACGUAUGCUCUCGCUGGCAAUUGGAAAGGUGUCUAUGACGAAGUGAGGCAAAUGAAGCAAGCCUGCGGGUCAGCUCAUAUGAAGACCAUUUUAGCCACAGGAGAGCUUGGCUCUUUGAACAACGUUUAUAAAGCCAGCAUGGUGUGCAUGAUGGCAGGAGCUGACUUCAUCAAAACUUCCACUGGAAAAGAGGGGGUCAACGCAACCUUUGUGGUUGCAUUAGUGAUGAUAAGAGCCAUAAGGGAUUUCCUUCAACGUACUGGCAUUCGGGUGGGCUUCAAACCAGCUGGUGGCAUCCGAACAGCUAAAGACGCCUGUGUAUGGCUCUCCAUGAUGAAGGAAGAGCUAGGAGACGAGUACACGAACCCCAGACUCUUCAGGAUCGGGGCCAGCACACUUCUGGGAGAUCUAGAGAGACAGCUGUACCACUUCGCGACAGGUGUUUACCCAUCGGUGGUGGAGAUGCCGCUUGGUUAAGAGCUGGGUACUAGACAAAGUUUCUGGUUUUUAUUAUAAUUGAUUGAAUGUGAUUCAUGUGUCGUAAUGUUGAACAAAAGGUGAAUGUAGAAAUAAUUGUUGUGUCUAUAAAAGUUGGAGGAAGAAAA